Messenger RNA from Dissoconium aciculare CBS 342.82, 1188 nucleotides. RefSeq names its product Clavaminate synthase-like protein. The record is from RefSeq and is a predicted model, not a curated record. The annotation marks the transcript as partial. NCBI's taxonomy places the organism in Eukaryota, Fungi, Ascomycota, Dothideomycetes, Mycosphaerellales, Dissoconiaceae. Gene Ontology annotation, molecular function: 2-oxoglutarate-dependent dioxygenase activity. The transcript has 2 exons.
GAAACUCUGGCAGCAUGUGGCACAGCUCCUCUCUGCAUCAUCGGCACGCACCCUCAGGCGGUGCUCGACCUUGCGCAUGAAAAGAUGCACACCUUUCCAUAUCACGCAGUGCCCAUCCACUGGCGCCGUUUGUAUGAAGACGCUAGCUGCUAUUCCGCGAUCACAAUCUUGCAAUCGAAACCCGAUGUCUUUGCAAAUGUCGUGCGCGUGCUUGACUAUGCCUUGAUCAUAUCUGGAGGUCCCGCUCGACGCUCCCUGAUAGAGUCAACUCUACAGAGGCUAUAUUCGAUCAAACCGAAACCUGCUGAGCCGCCUACGCCUCGUUUUCUGCCCUGCCACCCGCCGGAUACUUUUGAGACGACGCAUGAAAUCAGACGUGCAACACAUACGUUGGAUGUGGCUGAGUUUCAAGAUCACCUGGACGCUUCUUUGGCGCCCAUAAUCAUUCCGGGGGCGAUAGACCACUGGCCGGCCAUGACCAGGUGGUCGGAUAACAAAUAUCUCCUUGACUCCACCCUAGACGGCCGGCGUAUGGUCCCGAUCGAGAUAGGUAGUAGCUACACCGAUGACGGCUGGUCACAGAAGAUCAUUCCAUUCGCCGAAUUCGUCGAAGAAUAUCUGAAUCCCACCAGUCCCUCUGAUGUGGGAUAUCUAGCACAGCACGAUCUAUUCACCCAGAUCCCAACAUUACGGGGAGACAUCCUCGUCCCGGAUUAUUGCUACGCGACUCCGCCUCCUCAGGCUGAUCGCAAAGUGGCGGAACGUAUUUCUGGAGAAAGCCACGAGUUCGAAGCGCCUCUCAUGAAUGCGUGGCUUGGUCCCAAAGGCACAAAGACGCCGCUUCACACGGACCCAUACCAUAAUGUUCUGUGCCAGGUUGUCGGUUUCAAAUACGUCCGCCUCUAUGCUCCCGAUCAGACUCCAUAUUUGUAUCCGCGAGAGGCUGAGGAGAGUGGCGUAAGCAUGGAGAACACCUCUAGCAUAGACUUGUUCUAUCUCCGACCGGAUUUCGAGGGACAGACGGAGAGAGCUGCCCAAGCCAGGGAAAUGUAUACGCAAUAUCCGCUGUGCCAUAAUGCUACCUAUCAGGAGGCGAUUCUCGGCCCCGGCGAAAGCUUGUAUAUACCACUUGGCUGGUGGCAUUACCUGGAAAGUUUGACCCCCAGCUUCUCAGUGUCAUUCUGGUGG